This is a messenger RNA of Paecilomyces variotii, 577 nucleotides long. RefSeq names its product NADH-ubiquinone oxidoreductase subunit B17.2. The coding region runs from base 37 to 447 and encodes 136 amino acids. Gene Ontology annotation, cellular component: membrane. The transcript is spliced from 7 exons. The record is from RefSeq and is a predicted model, not a curated record. Lineage: Eukaryota; Fungi; Ascomycota; Eurotiomycetes; Eurotiales; Thermoascaceae. Gene Ontology annotation, biological process: response to oxidative stress; mitochondrial respiratory chain complex I assembly.
CGUCGAACGACACAUUCAAGGGCACACACCGCGAAGAUGUCGACUAUUCUCCGUACGCUGCGGAACCUGAGAAGGAUUGGCCUCAAGGAAUAUGGCCACCAAAUGCAGUACAUCGGUGAUACCAAGGCCGGUACCUUGAUUGCGACCGACCGCUACGGCAACAAGUACUACGAGAACUUCGAGGAGGAGCUUCCUCUCCGGACACGAUGGGUCGACUACAAGCAGAAGGAAUACGACCCCUCCCAGAUUGAGCCUGGCUGGCACGCUUGGCUGUCCUACAUGGUUGACGCUCCCCCAACCGUAGACAGAGUCAUGCAGACUGGUAUCCGUGCUUGGGAAUUGCCUGAGCACAGGCCUAACCUCACCCUCAGCCGUGCUGCCUACAAGACGUACUCGACUACGCGGCCGAAGAUUGAGGCCUGGACUCCUGUCGCUGCUGAGCGAUAGAUUUUCCCUCAAGAGGCGUCCAUUCCGUUCUACACUCACAGAGUGCCCUGGCUGCUGAGGUUUGUUGGAGAACUUGUAUAUAUGUGCGACUGCUAGAUCAAUUUCACUAAACGCUACGGACAAACUAUGG